AUGUCUUUUCGACAACGUAAAGUUUGGUCAAUUGCGAAUACAGGAACAUUUGAUAAUCUUAAGCUUGAAGAAGAUCAAUUGCCGCCGCCACCACCUCAACAUCUUUUAAUAAAAGUUACAGCCAUUGGAUUGAAUUUUGCAGAUAUAUUUGCCAUAUUUGGACUUUAUUCAGCAACUCCCAAAGAAAAAUUUGUUCCCGGUUUAGAGUUUGCAGGUGUUGUUGAGGGUGUAGGAGAAGGAUUACAAGAAUUAGAAUGGUUGGGUAAAAGAGUUUACGGAGCUACGAAAUUUGGUGGUUAUGCUACAUGGAUUAAUCAAAGAGUUGAAUAUGUUAAAAAUACACCAGACGAUUGGACAGAUCAACAAGCUUGUGCUUAUGUGGUUCAAGCGAUGACAGCUUAUUAUGCAAUAGAAGAACUUGGAUCACGCAAAGAGAAUAAAGUAGUGUUAGUACAUUCAGCAGCAGGAGGUGUCGGAUCACAUGCAUUGUCUAUACUUGAUAAAAUAUCGGCAAAAGCUGUUGGUACAGUUGGAAAUGUGGAGAAAUUGGAUUUAUUGAAUCAGAAGUAUGGUGACAAUCCGAAUUUUGCAUUUAUUCUUCGUUCUCCAGCUAAAACUUUUGAAAAAAGAGCCAGAGAAGCAUUAAAUAAAAUAUGCAAUAGUAGCAGUGAUGAUGGUGGCGAAGUUGGCGGAUUUGAUUUGGUGUUGGAUAGUGUUAUGGGAGAAUGGUUUUGGCCCAAUUAUAGGUUGAUGGAUAAAGAGGGUAGAUUAAUAUUGAUAGGUGCAGCAAAUUUUACUCCUACAGGAAAUCUGCAUUUUCUUUGGAAUGUAGUUGAAUGGGUGAAAUUAGGGUGGAAGUUUAUUUGGAGACCAAAAAUAGACCCAAUGGAACUUGUAUCCUGA
Molecule: messenger RNA, 903 nt
Organism: Entrophospora sp. SA101
Lineage: Eukaryota; Fungi; Glomeromycota; Glomeromycetes; Entrophosporales; Entrophosporaceae
Source: the annotation of a GenBank genome assembly